Molecule: messenger RNA, 628 nt
Organism: Humulus lupulus (European hop)
Lineage: Eukaryota; Viridiplantae; Streptophyta; Magnoliopsida; Rosales; Cannabaceae
Product: arabinogalactan protein 13-like
Exons: 1
Coding region: 129-320 (63 amino acids)
Source: RefSeq, a predicted model, not a curated record
UCAAAAACACCACAACUUCACAACAACAAUUCCAAAUCUUCUCAUAUAUACAUAAUCUCUUUCUCUCAAUAAUAAUCACUACAUUAUUUUCAAGCUCUUCAAAGUUCCAAACUUUUUAAGACAUAAUAAUGGAGUACUCAAACUCAAAGUCUAUGAUGAUGGUUGUGGCGAUGAUGAUGAUGAUGAUGACCUUGUUCUCAGCCAUCCCAAUGGCCUCAGCUGCCGAUGCACCAGCCCCAGCCCCCACCUCAGAUGCCACACAAUUCAUCCCAGCCUUCUUUGCUUCUCUUCUAGCUUUGGCUUUUGGCUUGGUCUUCUAAGCUCAUCAUCUUUCAUUCUCAUAUAUCACCAUUUUUUUUUGUUUAGACAUAUUUACUUUGUUUCUCUCUUCCUAACCCAUUUCUCCUUUUCUCUUUCCAAAGCCAUUUUUAUGGAGUUUUGAAGUGGAUAUGGAGAUGUGUUUUGUGUGUGAUGAGAAAGAAAGAGAGAGGUGAAAUGGGAUUUAAUUUUUUUUUUUUUUGGGUGUGAUUCUUGUAUAUUAAGUUUGUUUGUGUAAUCUUCUAUUUUUUUUUGUACUAUAUAUUUAUGUUCUCUCAUUAUAUUAAUAAAAAUUCCAUUAUUCUUGUUA